Molecule: messenger RNA, 2033 nt
Organism: Nelumbo nucifera (sacred lotus)
Lineage: Eukaryota; Viridiplantae; Streptophyta; Magnoliopsida; Proteales; Nelumbonaceae
Source: RefSeq, a predicted model, not a curated record
GUUGGUCGAAUAAGGGUAGAUUAGUCUUUACAUUCUGUUCAAGUUAUAUGCUUAUGUGGCAGUCCUAAUAUUACUUCUGUAGUCAUCUUGUCCCAUACUUAAGUGGGGGCAGUUUAGUCUUUGUACACUAAUUAGAAUCCGUAAUUCAUAUUAUGGUCAACUAGUAGGGUUUAGCCUAAUAUUUCUCUUCUGGUUCGAACUGCUGAAACUACUGCCGUAACAUGGUAUCAAAGCGCUAAACGAAGGACAAGGCUGCGGCUUCAAGUUUCCUAUUCUGCGAUCUCUCCUCCUGUUUUCUCCUUCUCUGGGCUGCGAAAUCUGAGUGUUUGGAGACUACUGUAGCGUUACCUUGACAGCAGUACUCGUUUGGUGACCGAGGGUUCAGCAUUAAAAGUAGCAUUGGAGGGACAUAAUGGCAGCAACUGGAGAUGGUGGUAGUGAUCAGAAACCUGGUGUGAUGAUUCCCUUGGACUAUCUGGGUGUGCAAAUGACUUCAAUUAAACUCAAUGGUGAGAAUUAUGUGCCAUGGGCCAAGUCAAUGGAAAUUUUUCUCAAGGCAAAGAGGAAAGUGAAGCAUGUGAAUGAAGAUAAACCAUCCGCUGAAUCUCUAGGGUUUGAUGGCUGGGAGCAAGAUGCCCAAAUGAUGACAUGGUUGUGGAACAGUAUGGAACCCAAAAUAAGUGUCAACUCUAUGUUCUUAGAUGCAGCUAAGGACAUAUGGGAACAUGUCAAUAAGCUUUAUUUUGGACAAGAUGAUACUACGAGGGUAUAUCAGCUCUAUCAGGAGUAUUUCAAUCUGCAGCAAGGGAAUCAAACCCUAGAAGAAUACUAUGCCAGUAUGAGAAACCUCAUAAAUGAACUCAAUGUCUAUCGUUCCCUAACUCCAGAUGUUAAGGUUCAGCAACAACAGAGGGAGCAAUUGGAUCACUAGGUUCUUAGCGGGGCUUAAAUCAGAGUAUGAAUCAAUUAGAGCACAAAUAUUGGGAGGCUCUGUUCUUCCUACACUUGAGGAAGUAUUUGCACAGCUUUGCAGGAUUUCUUUGGGAUCAACAGAGAGUACCACCCCGUCUGAUAGAUUAGUAUUUGUGGUAGCCAGAGGAGGUGGACUUGGUAAUAGAGGGGGAGGGCAUGCAUCUUGAGGAGGUCGUGGUGGUUCCAUGUUUGGCCAUGGAGGUGGUCGUGACUCAAGGGGAGGUCGUGGUAAAGGAAGCAGUAACUCUAUUUGAAAGUGUACACACUGUGACARGGAAGGACAUUCAGUGAAUUUCUAUUAUGAUAUCCAUGGCCCACCUUCUACAUGGGUUAGUCAUGCAGUAACUAGUGGGGUUGAUGUCGAUGAUAACCAACAGACAAAUCUAGCACCUUCCACAUCUACAUCUGCUUCCGGGAAGGAGAUGAUGAGUAUACCGCAAGAUGAGUAUGAGAGGUUCUUCAGGUUACUUCACAACAUACUAGAGCCACCCUUGCACACUCAAGUAUAGUUUGAUUGGCAUCCAAGCUCUCCCUUGGAUUAUUGACUCUGGAGCCUCCGAUCACAUGACCGGGACUCCAGGUGUGUUCUCUUCCCUCUUUGAAACUUCCACAUCUCAAACUAUUACCCUAGCCAAUGGUUCAUCUUCUCCCAUCUGUGGUGUUGGUAAUGUUGGCACAACAUCUCUUUCUUUAUCAUAUGUUCUAUAUGUACCUAAGUUUUCAUUUAAUCUUAUGCCAGUUAGUAAAUUAACUAAGACCCUUAAUUGCUCUAUUACAUUUUUCCCUUCAUUUUGUGUUUUUCAGGAUCUCAAGAUGGGGAAGAAAAUUGGUAGAGGGCAUGAGGCCGGUGGAUUGUAUUAUCUUGACGGUAGUGGAUCAUUAGUUACACUUCAAACUUCCCUAACUCCUCUACAAUGGCAUUGCCGGCUGGGACAUCCAUCUCUCAAGGCAUUCAAGYUACUGGUUCCGUCUUUGAGUCAUUUGUCUUCUUUACAAUGUGAGUUGUGUCAGUAUGGGAAACACCAUCGGGUUUCCUUCAAUCCUAGAGUUGAUAGUCGUAU